AUGAUAUCAGUGGUGAGAGCUUCGGAUAGGAGUUCGAAUGAAACAGGUGUAUCUCGAACAAAUGCAGAACAUAUUGCUGUAAUUCGAGAAUUUUUAACAAAAUUUUAUCUACAUGAGAUAACUUUUGUGGUUCAUCUAAAUAGUGUUUAUUCUAUGUAUGAUGUUGAACGUGUUGAACGAAUUACGUCACAAUUACGAUUAACAUUUGGAACUGAACAUGAUGUUAACCAUGUACGUGGUCUUAUUGACUUCUUUUCGGAUCAGACUCGACAACCACAAGCGUGGCAUCAUAUUAAUAUUGAACGGCAUUUAUUGACUGAUGCUGCUGCUCAUCAUAUGGAACCAUUUAUAGCAAUAUGUCAAGUAUGUAAUCAACAUUUAAAUAUGAAAAAUUGUAAUAAGACGAUGGUUUACAUUUGUUAUCAACGUGGAAAAGUGCUACCAGAACAAGGAGACACUAAAACGAUUAAUGCAAAAAGUUUAUACAAUGGUGAAUUUGUUUAUCUUGGUGGUAAAUAUGCUUAUGAACGUGCUUUAAUCGAGCAAUAUACGGCCGAUUUAGUUACUAAUGCUAAUUCAUGGAUGAAAACUGUCGACAGUUUAAACCGACAAGCAUUUAAUGGUGAGCAGCAUCAAGUACAUAUUAUAGACAGACGAACAUUAGCACUAUCGGGAGUAAUACCUAAAACAGGUGUUUAUGAUGAUGGAUGUCAUUUGAUUGAAUAUCUACAUAACCAUAUUGGUAAAGAUCUGAUUGCAACAAAUGCUGCAAAGGAGCUCGCUCAAGUGAAAUUUAGUGUAGAUAGAACACAUUUUCGCAAUCACGUGGGAUCUUGGUGUCGAGCUAAUAUGAAUCCAGAUAAAAAUCCAUGUAAAUUGUUUUCACUUUCUUGA
This is a messenger RNA of Rotaria sp. Silwood1, 894 nucleotides long. The record is from the annotation of a GenBank genome assembly. Lineage: Eukaryota; Metazoa; Rotifera; Eurotatoria; Philodinida; Philodinidae.